Messenger RNA from Eutrema salsugineum, 1910 nucleotides. RefSeq names its product protein LAZ1. Lineage: Eukaryota; Viridiplantae; Streptophyta; Magnoliopsida; Brassicales; Brassicaceae. The record is from RefSeq and is a predicted model, not a curated record. Gene Ontology annotation, molecular function: transporter activity. Gene Ontology annotation, biological process: transport. The transcript is spliced from 9 exons. Bases 215 to 1663 code for a protein of 482 amino acids.
UGAGAAAAAAGGUAUCUCCUUUGUCUUUGCAGACGUGAGGUCUGAUAAAUUCCUUCACUUGUUGAUUUCCUCCAAUCGGCCGAGAUUGCCGUUCGUCGGGCUUCUUCUUUCCUCGUCAUUGGGUAGUCGCUUUUCUCUUGUUAUGGACUUGAUUGGCUCAUCCUGAUGAUGACGACGGUGAUUGCAUAUAGUUGAACCCAAUUCGGCUUAGGUGAUGGAUAUAUCAAAGUAUUAUCAACUCUUUACUUACUCGGCUCCCGCAUGGGCAAGCUUUAUGGCCGGUGCAUUUUUGGUUCUCACGCUCUCCCUUUCCAUGUAUCUAGUCUUCGAUCACCUUUCUACUUACAAGAACCCUGAGGAGCAAAUGUUUUUGAUCGGCGUUAUCCUCAUGGUUCCUUGCUAUUCAGUAGAGUCGUUUGCAUCACUUGUCAAACCAUCCAUCAGCGUUGAUUGUGGGAUUCUACGAGACUGCUAUGAAUCCUUUGCCAUGUACUGUUUUGGUAGAUACCUUGUUGCGUGCCUAGGUGGGGAAGAAAGGACAAUUGAGUUUAUGGAAAGACAGGGGCGGAAGAGCUUUAAGACGCCACUUUUAGAUCAGGAUGAUGAAAAGGGAACAAUAAAACAUCCUUUUCCUAUGAAUUUGUUCUUAAAACCGUGGAGGCUCAGUCACUGGUUUUAUCAAGUUGUUAAGUUUGGUAUUGUUCAAUAUAUGAUAAUAAAGUCUCUGACUGCCCUCGCAGCUCUGAUUCUUGAAGCGUUCGGGGUGUACUGUGAAGGAGAGUUUAAAUGGGGAUGUGGGUACCCUUAUUUGGCAGUUGUUCUAAAUUUUAGUCAGUCAUGGGCAUUAUACUGUCUGGUUCAGUUCUAUGGUGCAACAAAAGAUGAGCUUGCGCACAUAAAGCCGCUGGCAAAAUUUCUAACAUUCAAAUCGAUCGUGUUCUUGACUUGGUGGCAAGGUGUUGCCAUUGCUCUUCUCUCUUCCCUCGGUUUGUUCAAAAGUUCCAUUGCACAGAGCUUGCAGUUGAAGACUAGUGUGCAAGAUUUCAUCAUUUGCAUAGAGAUGGGUAUUGCUUCCGUUGUUCACCUGUAUGUAUUCCCAGCAAAACCUUACGGUCUAAUGGGAGACCGCUUUACUGGAUCUGUUUCAGUUCUCGGGGACUAUGCAUCUGUCGACUGUCCUAUUGAUCCAGAUGAAAUUAGGGACAGUGAGAGACCAACGAAGGUCCGCCUUCCUCAUCCUGACGUUGAUAUCAGAAGUGGUAUGACCAUUAAAGAAAGCAUGAGAGAUGUUUUCGUUGGUGGUGGUGAAUACAUUGUUAAAGACGUGAGGUUCACAGUGACUCAAGCAGUGGAGCCUAUGGAGAAGAGCAUCACAAAGUUCAAUGAGAAACUGCACAAGAUCUCCCAGAACAUGAAGAAACACGACAAGGACAAGAGAAGAGUUAAGGAUGACAGCUGCAUGUCAUCAUCUAGUCGGCGAGUGAUUCGUGGGAUCGAUGAUCCGCUUUUGAAUGGGAGUUUUAGUGACAGCGGAGUUACAAGGACCAAAAAGCACCGGAGAAAAUCAGGGUACACGAGUGCGGAAAGCGGGGGAGAGAGCAGCAGUGAUCAAGCUUAUAGUGGAUUUGAAGUAAGGGGUCGUAGAUGGAUCACAAAAGAUUAAACAUUGGAGAAGAUUCUCACAAACAUCCGAGAGAGACCAGUGUCGGUAGCUCUUAAGUUUGUUCCACAUUUUUCUCCUCGAAGCGCAGGGGUUUUGCAGAAGAGGAUGAUCACCUAGAAGCCGUAAAAUAUUGAAUAUAUUUGUGUACAGAUUUGAAGAUACAUAACAUAAAAGAGCAUGAUGUCUUGUUACAGAAGAAAAAACCUCCAUGUUCGCUUUGUCUUUCUAAGAAAAUGAUGUCAUAAAA